AUGUCAUUGUGUCCACAUCAGCUUGCCCGUUUCCGCCUUAAAGGGCUCCCAGCACAAUGUAGGAACUCCGGCCUUUGGCCUCGGAGGUUGGGGACGUCGAACGUUGCACACCGUGUCAAGCAUAUCUCCAGCUAUGCGACGUCGGUUAGGGACCCCGGAACCGAAUCGCACGAUUUCACAACGCCUGCGUCAUUACAUCCGGUCAUCAACAAGGAGUUGGAAAGCCCAGACUGGGACAACCAUUCAAAUCCCGCAGAGCAAUCCGAGGAGAGAAAGAAUGAGCAGCCAGGAAAUGCGACCAUUUUACAAAAGUCCGAAAGUGGCUUACGAAAGCUCACCACGCGGCCGCUGUCUAUGAAGAGGGUCCGCGGGAUCCUGGCAGCGCAAGGCCAUAAUACUGAACACGCAGCCGCCGUGCUUCGCCGACUCAAUGCCGAGAUCGCAGCAAAAGACCGAUACUUCAACCCGAAAUCGACGUAUCUGGCGGCAGUCGUCAAGGGCAACUCGCUCUACGUCUCGCGGGGGUUGGGCAUUGAACAGUGGCAGUUGGCGUAUGGAGAGAUCUACAAAGCAAAGCACUACGAGCGUGAGGUAUCAAGGCAAGCUGUGAUACCAGGAUUGAAGGAGGAUAGUCAAGCGCUGCUCGAAAAGAUCCAGACAGACUGUCUUGGAAGUUUUCGGGACUCCUGGCAGGCCUUGCCAAGACGCGACAAGGCCGCUUGCUGGCAGCGCCUGGCCUUCUGGCUGAUGCAGAAUGACCCAAAACUCUUGAUGGAAUUUUUACUUGUUACAACGGAGAGCGGAGAGAAGCCGGACUGUACCAUGGUAUCCGACUGCUUCCUUUAUUUGGACAGAUUUUACUAUGAAGACUGGCUGAAGGAUUGGGUGGGCGGUACUCACACUUAUGAGUCGCUGAUCGAGGCUGCUUUGAAUCCGAAGGAUUGGCCUAUCCUUUCUGCAUCACAGAAGGGUGUUCGGCUCUAUAUUCAACGAGCUAGCCAUGAAGGCGUAAACUUCGCCCUCCAGACGGUAACAGGAAGACACAUUGAUUUGACCCCAGAGACUGCCUUGUGCUUCAUGUGGCGGUUCACGGAAUUUGGAGAUGUGGAUCGAGCACUCAAGUCCCUCGAGUUUAUUCCCAUGCUCAAAGACCCCGAAUUCACAUUGAAUUCUGAGGGAGUCCUUCGGCAUUGCUGCAAGCUUUUGACUCUAGACCGUGUUCAAGAUGGCGAGAAUGGACGCAACUUUGAGAUUCUUCCACAACUUUUGAAGAUGGGUGUUCGACCUGACCGGGACAUGAUGAACUUGGUGCUGGCAAAUGCUUACAAGACCGGCGACUCACAACUCGGUGCCGAUAUGCUUCAUUUCAUGAUGAAUCACGACUACGAAUUCGACUCUUACACCUACUUGACUCUGUUGACCGAAGCAGUCAAACGCGGAGACCGGGGCCGAGUCGACAACUUGAUCCAUAAACUCAAGGAAGAUAAAGAUCUCCACAAUCACCCAUACAUCGCCAACAAGAUAUUCCAUUCUCACUACGUUUUCACCGCCAAGAAUAUGGAUGCAGACUCCGAUCCCGCGGGGGUCUUCUACUCCAUGCUUGAUAUGUACAACACUUUAUACGACAUCACCCCCUUGAAAGACCUCCUCCUCAUCCCGCAACACUAUACGCCUCGAGCAGGAGGCUCUAAUGCCCCUCCAGAUCCCAUCGCCCUGUACAUUAUGAUUGCGACCUACUUCCGCUGCCAGAACCGCCUCUCAACGGUGCAAGUAAUCUACCACCGAUUCCGAGAAUUGGUAAAGAAUGAUCACCCAUCUAUCGCUCUUCUCGCGGAGACUGACCACACCUACAAUGAGUUCCUCAUUGCGAUGCGCGACAAUCCUCAUGCACUGCGGUCGUGUGUGUACCUUGUCGAAGACAUGCUUCGUUCUUCUAAAUCCCCGAGACCCACUGCGCGCACCUGGAACAUCUUGCUGAGCGCUUUUAUCUACAACCGGCAACCUGCAGCCGCUGAGACUAUCAUGGAAAUGAUGGCCAAGCACCAAGUCGAGUAUGACCAAGUCACUUGGAACACCAUCAUCAGUGGUCACGUCAGCGAACAGAAUGUCGAAGAGACUGCUGCCGCUAUCAAGGCAAUGGAAGAACAGGGAUUCGUCAUUGACCCCUACACCAUGAAGACUUUGCGCUAUCUUCGCGAUCCAGAGCGUCUCUGGGUUGCCAUUGACGAGCUGGAUAAGUUAUAUUCCGAACAGAGCUCUCAGCAGGUGACUUCCAAGCCGGAGGAUGAGACCAGCAGCCCUGCUGAGGGUGAGUCGGAAGACCAGCUGCUCGAUAUGGGAUUACAGAAACUGGUGCUCAAGUGA
Molecule: messenger RNA, 2364 nt
Organism: Penicillium atrosanguineum
Lineage: Eukaryota; Fungi; Ascomycota; Eurotiomycetes; Eurotiales; Aspergillaceae
Product: pentatricopeptide repeat protein
Exons: 1
Coding region: 1-2364 (787 amino acids)
Molecular function (GO): protein binding
Source: RefSeq, a predicted model, not a curated record